AUGGUUCCCCCUCACUUUGUUUCCCCUCACUUCCAUCCCCCCUCACUCUCUUCCCCCUCACUUCAUUUCCCCACACUUGUAUUCCCCCUCACUCAAAUUCCCCUCACUUCCAUUCCCCCUCAUCCCUGUCCCCCUCAAUUUGUUUCCCCUCACUUCCAUCCCCCUUCACUCUCUUCCCCCUCACUUCAUUUCCCCUCACUUGUAUUCCCCCUCACUAAAUUUCCCCUCACUUCCAUUCCCCCUCAUCCCUGUCCCCGUCACUUUGUUUGCCCUCUCUUCCAUCCCCCCUCACUCUCUUCCCCCUCACUUAAUUUCCCCUCACUUCCAUUCCCCCUCAUACCUGUCCCCCUCACUUUGUUUCCCCUCACUUCCAUCCCCCCUCACUCUCGUCCCCCUCAUUUCAUUUCCCCUCACUUCCAUCCCCCCUCACUCUCUUCCCCCUCAUUUCAUUUCCCCUCACUUUUGUUCCCCAUCACUCAAUUUCCCCUCACUUCCAUUCUCCCUCAUCCCUGUCCCCCUCACUUUGUUUCCCCUCACUUCCAUCCCCCCUCACUCUCUUCCCCCUCACUUCAUUUCCCCUCAUUUUUUUCCCCCUCACUCAAUUUCCCCUCACUUCCAUUCCCCCUCAUCCCUGUCCCCCUCACUUUGUUUCCCCUCACUUCCAUCCCCCCUCACUCUCUUCCCCCUCACUUCAUUUCCCCUCACUUGUAUUCCCCCUCACUCAAUUUCCCCUCACUUCCAUUCCCCCUCAUCCCUUCCCCCUCAUCCCUGUCCCCCUCACUUUGUUUCCCCUCACUUCCAUCCCCCCUCACUCUCUUCCCCCUCACUUCAUUUCCCCUCACUUGUAUUCCCCCCACUCAAUUUCCCCUCACUUCCAUUCCCCCUCAUCCCUGUCCCCCUCACUUGUUUUCCCCUCACUUCCAUCCUCCCUCCCUCUCUUCCCCCUCAUCUCAUUUCCCCUCACUUGAAUUCCCCCUCACUCAAUUUCCCCUCACUUCCACUCCUCCUCAUCCCUGUCCCCCUCACUUUGUUUCCCCUCACUUCCAUCCCCCCUCACUCUCUUACCCCUCACUAUAUUUCCCCUCACUUUUAUUUCCCCUCACUCUUUAUCCCCUCACUUCCAUUCCCUCUCACUCCAUUGCCCCUCACUUCAUUUCCCCUCACUUCUAUCCCCCCUCACUCUCUUCCCCCUCACUUCACUUCCCCUCACUAGUAUUCCCCCUCACUCAAUUUCCCCUCACUUCCAUUCCCCCUCAUCCCUGUCCCCCUCACUUUUUUUCCCCUCACUUUCAUUCCCCCUCACUCUCUUACCCCUCACUAUAUUUCCCCUCACUUUUAUUUCCCCUCACUCUUUUUCCCCUCACUUCCAUUCCCUCCCACUCCAUUCCCCCUCACUUCAUUUCCCCUCACUUCCAUCCCCCCUCACUCUCUUCCCCCUCACUUCACUUCCCCUCAUUUGUAUUCCCCCUCACUCAAUUGCCCCUCACUUCCAUUCCCCCUCAUCCCUUUCCCCCUCACUUUUUUUCCCCUCACUUCCAUUCCCCCUCACUCUCUUACCCCUCACUACAUUUCCACUCGCUUUUAUUUCCCCUCACUUCCAUUCCUGCUCACUCCAUUCCCCCUCACUUCAUUUCCCCUCACUUCCAUUCCCCCUCGUCCCUGUCCCCCUCACUUUGUUUCCCCUCGCUUCCAUUCCCCAUCACUCUCUUACCCCUCACUACAUUUCCCCUGACAUUUAUUUCCCCUCACUCUUUUUCCCCUCACUUCCAUUCCCGCUCACUCCUUUUCCCCUCACUUCCAUCCCCCCUCACUCUCUUCCCCCUCACUUGA
Molecule: messenger RNA, 1830 nt
Organism: Closterium sp. Naga37s-1
Lineage: Eukaryota; Viridiplantae; Streptophyta; Zygnematophyceae; Desmidiales; Closteriaceae
Source: the annotation of a GenBank genome assembly